AUGCCACCAACUCCAAGUCAGCUCAACGCUCAGCGCUGUCGAGAAUUCGUCUCUACUCUCCACACGACACCAUAUACCGCCAUCGACCCCUCGCAAGUGAAACUCCCCUCUCCAUUUGUGGUGUGUAUCAUCGGAGGCCGAGGCGCCGCUGGCGGCGGUCUUGCUCGCGCCUACGCCCGUGCAGGCACCUCCGGACUCGUCCUCGCCGCCCGAAAUCGCUCCGCACUCGAAGAGACUGCCAACGAAAUCCGCUCAAUCAACCCGGCGACCAAAGUCAUCGUUGCCGAAUGCGAUAUUACCUCAAGUGAUGCCGUCGAGGCGUUGGCCCACACCACCAAAGCCGAGUUCGACGGACAUCUCGAUGUCGUGGUAGUCAAUGCCGGCUACACGGGUCCAAUCACUGACGUCGUGGAAGAGUCACCCUCGGACUUUCAGACGGCUUUCAACGUAAACACCGUGGGUGCUUUCCAUGCGGCUCAUUUUCUGCUGCCGUUGCUUCUACAGACCGAGUCUGGAGCACGGAGCUUCGUUGCGAUCAGCUCCAUGGCUGUCCCCAUCGUGACUGGGUUUGCUGCUCACUCUCAUUAUUGUGCCAGUAAAGCAGCGCAAGCGCGAUUGGUGGAGCUUAUCAACGAGCAGUAUGCGAGUCGGGGAGUUUUCUGUGCCAGCGUCCACCCCGGAGGCUUGCGGAGUGAACUCUCGAAGGACGUGCCGAAGGCUUUCUUGCAUUUCUUGUGUGAUAGCCCGGAUUUAGUUGGUGCCUUUGCUGUCUGGCUGACAAAAACCGGCGGAUCGCGACAGAAAGAAGUCUUGAAUGGCCGUUUUCUUUCCUGCAAAUGGGAUGUGACUGAAUUGGAAACCAGAUUCGACGAGAUCCUGGAGAAGGAUCUGCUGAGACUCCGGGUUGCUGUCGAUUGA
Molecule: messenger RNA, 918 nt
Organism: Penicillium alfredii
Lineage: Eukaryota; Fungi; Ascomycota; Eurotiomycetes; Eurotiales; Aspergillaceae
Product: SDR family NAD(P)-dependent oxidoreductase
Exons: 2
Coding region: 1-918 (305 amino acids)
Molecular function (GO): oxidoreductase activity, acting on the CH-OH group of donors, NAD or NADP as acceptor
Source: RefSeq, a predicted model, not a curated record